GUUACUACAAGGCUCGGAGGAGCGGAGGAGCCUUCAGCAAUGGGUGACUGUGAGGCUCAGGAGAUGAUUAUUUUGCAUGAGAAGAGGGGUUUUAAUUUCCCGUCCUGGUUUUAUUCAUGGAGGGAAAAUGAACGCCGGGCCGGCUUCCGAUCGGAACGGAAAUGCGACUCCGUCGACCAGGCAAAGGACAAAAAUGUAGCCGAUCACCAGACUGACCCUUAUGCCUGACCACACUGAUGUCAGCCUCCCCCCUGAGGACCGAGUCAGAGGUCUUAUUCAGAUGGGGAGUUGUGUGGAGGUGAAUGAAGAUGUCCCACCAAGGAGGUACUACCGUUCUGGGAUUGAAAUGAUCCGAAUGGCAACUAUCUAUUCUGAGGAAGGCAACAUCGAAAAUGCCUUUAUAUUAUAUAACAAAUACAUCACGCUUUUCAUAGAGAAACUUCCAAGACAUCGUGAUUACAAAACUGCUGUAAUUCCAGAGAAAAAAGACACAGUGAAAAAACUGAAAGAAAUUGCAUUUCCUAGAGCCGAGGAGCUGAAGAAGGAGCUUAUAGAAAAAUAUAACAAAGAAUAUGCAGAAUACAAUGUGCGGAAGAAGAAGCAGGAGGAGGAGUUUGCACGUAGCUUGGCUCUGCAGCAGCAGCUGGAGGAGGAGAGGCAGAGGGUAGCCCUGAUGAAGCAGCAACAGGCAGAACAAGAGCAGUUUCAUGCCUUCGAGGAGAUGAUCCGGCGCCAAGAGCUGGAGAAGGAGCGCCUGAAAAUCCUGCAGCAGUUCGGAAAACAAGAGCCGGUCCCAGACUCCUUGGAGGGCCCCUUGGUUCCUGGAGUGGUCACGCCCCCAACUGAUGCAAAAACUCCUUGCCAUCCUAUACAGCCUUCAAGCCCCGGUGGAGGAGCUGUGGUGCCAAAGCCCCCCGUUGUGGACAGAUCUUUGAAACCUGGAGCUUUAGGGACCCCAGAAAGCCACGCAACUAUAGAAGGACUUCGCCACAUUAUUGUUCCUAGGGAGCUCUGCCACAAGUUUCUCCAGCUGGCUGAUGCAAACACCGCAAGGGGUGUGGAGACCUGUGGGAUCCUUUGUGGGAAGCUGAUGAGGAAUGAAUUCACAAUAACCCACGUCAUUAUCCCCAAGCAGUAUGGGGGCCCUGACUAUUGUAACACUGAGAACGAAGAAGAACUCUUCCUCAUUCAGGAUCAGUAUGGCCUUAUCACCCUGGGAUGGAUCCAUACUCAUCCCACCCAGACAGCUUUCCUGUCCAGUGUGGAUCUGCAUACACACUGCUCCUAUCAAAUGAUGCUGCCAGAGUCCAUAGCUAUUGUUUGUUCUCCAAAAUACCAAGAGACAGGAUUCUUUAAAUUGACAGACCAUGGCAUGGAAGAGAUCGCUUCUUGUAGACAAAAAGGAUUCCAUCCCCACAGCAAAGAUCCCCCUCUCUUUACUACCUGCAACCACGUGACUGUCAUGGAGCGGGAAGUGACAGUGCUGGACCUUCGAUAAAGCAGAUGCCUCUUGC
Gekko japonicus is the source of this 1514-nucleotide messenger RNA. It is a transcript of the gene STAMBP, whose product is annotated as STAM binding protein. Gene Ontology annotation, biological process: protein K63-linked deubiquitination. Lineage: Eukaryota; Metazoa; Chordata; Lepidosauria; Squamata; Gekkonidae. The record is from RefSeq and is a predicted model, not a curated record. The transcript has 10 exons. Gene Ontology annotation, molecular function: protein binding; K63-linked deubiquitinase activity; metal-dependent deubiquitinase activity. Gene Ontology annotation, cellular component: cleavage furrow; endosome. The coding region runs from base 221 to 1498 and encodes 425 amino acids.